CACAACAAAGUAGAACCACAAAAUCUGGAACCUGCCUCAUCUCCAGAAAUCAUCAUCUUUUUUUUUCCUUUUACUUUUAGUUUUUUCUGCACAUCUAUGGUCUUUUUAAAUCGAAUUUGUGGCCUUGAAAGCUCAAAUAACCAAUAGUCCACACCCAUCUCGUCCUCCAAAUACCUGGGAGGUCUGUUAAUAUGCUUCGAUCGGACACUAUUUACUCCAAAUCUCUCCAUUCAAGGCUCUGUGCGCUCCCAGAAUAGCCGCCGCUUGGAGAGUCGGUGCUUAAAACGCCGGGCUGCGGGGAAGGAAGUGACAUGCUACCUUCCACUCACUACACACACUUGGAGAGAUUAGCGCGCAGGGAGCAGUAAUCUGUUUUCAGGACCACGGCCAGAGACACCGUUUGGCCAUGAAUCCUGUCGAAAGUUGCCAGCGGCGCACUGCGAACCUUUACGGACACCAAAGAGUGUGAAGAAGUUCGUUUGGACCUCAAGGACUCUGGGAAAGUGGAGCUGAAAGAUGAUGAUUUUACACAAAGGCACUUGAAGUGAACUAAAUCUCUGGACAAUCUGAGCCGCUGACUGUAGAUUCUGUUGCACCGCGGGUUAAGGAGCCUGGUGACCGAGUGAAAUCUUUUUUUUUUUUUUUUUUUUUUUUUUUUUUUUUAUGUGAGUGAGAAGAACGAGGCGUAAGGAGCCGAGGAGAAGGGUGUGCGCGCAGUCAGGAGCGCGCAAAGACUGUACAUCGGUCCGGUCCUGGAGUCGUGAGGAUGGAGAUCCGGCCGGACAGGUUUAAGGCCGUGGCAGCCAAGACUCUCGGGAAAAUAUACGGAGCUCUUGAGAAGAAACAGGAAAAUGGCGAGACCAUCGAACUGUCGGCUGAGGGCCGGCCGGAGCUGGUGGAGGAGAAGGAGAUGCCCGUGGUGGACUGCACAUGCUUCGGCCUGCCCAGGCGCUACAUCAUCGCCAUCCUCUCCGGCAUUGGUUUCUGCAUCUCCUUCGGUAUCAGAUGUAACCUGGGUGUGGCCAUCGUCAGCAUGGUCAACAGCCACACCAUCUACAGAGACAACAAGGAGGUCAUAGUGAAAGCACAGUUCGACUGGGAUCCAGAAACAGUGGGAAUGAUCCAUGGUUCCUUCUUCUGGGGAUACAUAGUCACUCAAAUCCCUGGAGGCUUCAUUUGCCAAAAGUUUGCAGCAAACAGAGUGUUUGGCUUUGCUAUAGUGGCCACAUCUUGCCUGAACAUGCUCAUCCCCACAGCAGCACGGAUGCACUUUGGCUGUGUUAUCAUUGUCAGGGUGUUUCAAGGACUUGUGGAGGGGGUUUCAUAUCCUGCCUGUCAUGGUAUUUGGGCAAAAUGGGCGCCCCCUCUUGAGAGAAGUCGUCUGGCCACAACAGCCUUCUGCGGUUCUUAUGCCGGUGCUGUGAUUGCCAUGCCGUUAGCUGGAAUCCUCGUGCAGUACUCAGGAUGGUCGUCUGUUUUCUACGUCUACGGCACUUUUGGUGUCUUAUGGUACUGUUUCUGGAUCUUGGUGUCGUAUGAGAGUCCGGCAGUUCACCCCACCAUCACUGACGAGGAGAGGAAGUACAUUGAGGAAAGCAUCGGCGAAUCCGCCCAGCAUACAGUCACGAAGUUCAACACACCGUGGAGGGCCUUUUUCACCUCCAUGCCGGUGUACGCCAUCAUUGUGGCAAAUUUCUGCAGGAGCUGGACCUUCUACUUGCUCCUCAUCAGCCAGCCUGCGUACUUCGAGGAGGUGUUUGGGUUCGAGAUUAGCAAGGUGGGCAUAGUGUCUGCACUUCCCCAUCUGGUUAUGACCAUCAUCGUGCCCAUCGGUGGUCAGCUUGCCGACUAUCUGCGCUCCAACCACAUCAUGACCACCACCAAUGUCAGAAAACUUAUGAACUGCGGAGGGUUUGGGAUGGAGGCGACGCUGCUGCUGGUGGUUGGUUUCUCUCACACUAAAGGUGUUGCCAUUACAUUCCUGGUCCUGGCUGUGGGAUUCUCUGGUUUUGCCAUUUCAGGUUUCAAUGUGAACCACCUGGACAUUGCUCCACGAUAUGCAAGUAUCCUUAUGGGCAUCUCCAACGGUGUGGGCACUCUGUCUGGGAUGGUGUGUCCACUUAUAGUUGGUGCCAUGACGAAGCAUAAGACGCGAGAGGAGUGGCAGGGCGUGUUUCUUAUUGCCUCACUUGUUCAUUAUGGAGGUGUUAUAUUCUACGGCAUCUUCGCAUCUGGAGAAAAACAGGCCUGGGCCGAACCAGAGCAGCUGAGCGAUGAGAAAUGUGGCAUCCUGGACGAGGACGAGCUCGCAAAUGAGACAGAGGAACUGUAUCGUACGAGCGGCGGGGCCGGCUACGGAGCCAUGAACCAGGGGUCGGAUCCCAACGGAGGCGGAGGCGUGGGAGGAGGAGGAGGAGGAGGAGGCUGGGUCUCCGACUGGGACAAAACCGAGGAGUACGUCCAACCAGCUGGAACCAAUAAUUAUCUUUACGGAGGAGAGGGAGACCGAGAGCUGACAUAAAACCAGCAGAUCCUCCUCAGAAACAGUGUUUCAACAAUUGGAGUCUCACCUGAUGGCAUGAAAAACUUUGGAUUUAAAAUGGAAAGUGGGAAGGGACAAUUUUCAGCAGGUCUGAACUGAUUUCAAGAGACUGCACAGUGGAGGUGGAGACGUUAGUAGAUGUAAAGUGUGUGUUUGUGUGUGAUUGCAGUUGUGAUGAUCUAAGUAAGAGUGUUUUAGCAGAUAUCGGCCUUCCUGUUGGGGGGAGUGCUGAGCUGUAGGCCUGGUGUGGCUUCCUUUGGUGUUUAUUUGUUGUAAUGAUUGUAGAAAUUUCUAUAUGAACUGACACAACAUGGAUUUAAGUUGUUAGCCUCGAAUUUCUAUCUGAAUCAUUCAAGAUUUCAAAUUUUUGAGGCACUCAUUCAUCACUCUCACAUUUCAUUUUUUUUUAAAAAUCAAAGUUUCUGCCUCCCACAGCAGAGUACGCACCUCCAGUAGUCUCCAUGCAAUAAUAUGAAAUCAUAUUUCCUAAGAACAGUGUUGUUUUGACCUUAAUCUGCACACUUUUAAGAAAAAGCAUGCUACUUGUGCCAAUACAACAAAAUAUUUUGUUCUGUAGUAUUGGUUUACCACUGAGAAAGUAAUUGAACACCUGCAAAUAAUACUGUACUGCGGCUUUCUGUGGAGUUGUCACUUUUAAAUAGCCCAUAUUAACAUUUUUAGACGCAAUUUUGAUUUCCUCACGCAAAACUAUACUGGGCCUCAAACCUCUCUGCCUGCCGACUAACUGGGGAUUUAAAAUGCCUCAUAAUUGACUAGAAGGAAGGGAAAGUGUCUCUUUUUAAUUUAGUCUGUUAGUUAGAGCAACUUUUGUUUUUAAUCAGGCAUCUCUGAGGUUGUUUUCUUUCGAGUCCAACACAAUUUUGUUCUUUCACUUUACAUCUAAUAUGUGAUGUUAUUCUGUCGUGCUACACUUGUGGCAAAGGAGGCAAUUCAUGCUCUUAAGAAACACACUUUGCUGUCAGUAUAUAUCCUAGAAAAUCCAACAUAUGCACUCUGUCACAGGGGCAACGCACAAAAAGCACUGAGCCAAGACUGUGGUUUGACCCCAGUAAUGUAGAAAUAAAAGGUGCACUUUCAUUGCCCUUUAUUUUAUAGUGCUGCAAAUCGAAGAUGGAAAAUGGACAAUAAAACAUCAGCAUUUCCCUGUACAGGAGCAGUAUGUUUAAUCUGUGUUAGUAGAUGUUGUAAUGUCUCUAGCUAGUCCCAAAAUGAAGGUUUAAAAUGAAAACAUAUACCCAACUUAGGACAUGGGAUGGUUCUGUUUCACUGAGUGGAAUCCACUGAUAGAAUGAAUAUUAAAUGUUAGGAUUUUUACAGCUUUUCUUUUUUCAUUUUUCAUUAAUUUAUUGUUCAAUGUUUUGUUCUGGAUUCUAAACUCAAACCGUAUAUGUUAAAAAAAAAAAAAAUCAUGUACAUGUUGAAAAAUAUUGUAUAAUAAAACCUAGAGGUGA
This is a messenger RNA of Amphiprion ocellaris (clown anemonefish), 4014 nucleotides long. RefSeq names its product vesicular glutamate transporter 1-like. The transcript has 13 exons. The record is from RefSeq and is a predicted model, not a curated record. The coding region runs from base 767 to 2521 and encodes 584 amino acids. Gene Ontology annotation, biological process: synaptic transmission, glutamatergic; regulation of synapse structure or activity; monoatomic anion transport. Gene Ontology annotation, cellular component: synaptic vesicle membrane; excitatory synapse. NCBI's taxonomy places the organism in Eukaryota, Metazoa, Chordata, Actinopteri, Pomacentridae. Gene Ontology annotation, molecular function: L-glutamate transmembrane transporter activity; neurotransmitter transmembrane transporter activity.